GGAGCAGAAGAGUUUCUGGGCGAUCGAAUCGCCGAACCUCAAAUUGCUUGGAAUUGGAUUGAACAGACUGCCCGAGUGUUGAGAGAUCUGAACGUACCGCUUAACGACCACCCGAGACUCGCAUCACAAUUACUUCGUGGGGAAGCCUACGAAUGGUGGAAACGCACCGAUGAAAGUAACGAAACCCCGAAGCCAUGGACGUGGGAGUUCUUCGAUUGGGCAUUCAAGAAAGAGUAUAUCCCAGCACGUUUCCGUGAAGCGAAACGUACCGAAUUUGUUGAGUUGCAAGAAGGGGAGAUGAUGCUUCCCGAAUAUCGCCAAAAGUUUGUCAGUCUUGCCAAAUUUGCACCAACGUUGGUAAGCACCACAACUGACCGUAUUGUAGAGUUCAGAUCAAAACUCCGACCUGAUCUCAGGGCUCAAGUAUCUGUCAUACCAACGGUAGACUUCACGGAAGCCUAUGAUCUGAUUGCUAAAGCAGACAAGGAUCUGAAUUCUUGUAAGGAGUACUUGAAGAAAGAAGGUGCUAGCACAAGUGAACGUCGACCUACAAAUUCUGUCUCGAGUGGAAAAAGACCAUUUCAAGGACCCAGCAGCUCACACUUCUCCAAGAAGGGGAAAUCUGUACAAACCCAAUCAGUGGCAUCUGGAAACAGGUCAAAGGGAUGGAAAAACCCAGCGUGUAAAAUGUGUGGGAGACACCAUCCUGAGGAAUGUUGGCUUGCUCAAGGACUAUGUCUCGGUUGUGGAAAGCCGGGGCAUUUCCGAAAGAACUGUCCCACAAAUCCUGGAGAGCCAUUUCCACCUGCUCCUGUCGCCAGUCACGCAGCAUCGGCACGUCCCGCUCCAAGUCAACGCUCUACAGCAGGAUCUAAUCCUGCUAAAAAUCAAAAUCAACAGCAAGGACGAGCGCCUGCCCGCACCUAUGCAAUGAAAGGACGUACUGAAGAGAACCCUGAUGUCAUCCAGGGUAUGUUCUCAUUAUUCGAUACAACCAUGCAUGUGUUGAUAGAUCCUGGAUCAACAUUAUCUUACAUCUGUGUACCUAUGCCUGACAAAGCUGACAUAUUGAAAGAAAACUUAGAACACCCUAUACUAGUAUCUAACCCACUAGGACAUAGUAUGAGGUUACAUCAUGUAUACCAAGAUUGUCCGCUGAUUGUCGAAGGACAACAACUCCUUGCAAAUCUUGUUGAAUUACCGUACAAGGAAUUCGAUGUCAUCCUUGGUAUGGAUUGCCUUACUGAACAUCAAGCUGUUAUCGAUUGCCGACAACGGGUGAUACAACUGAAAAACAAUGAUGGAAAGACCAUUGAAGUGAAAGAAAAGCUGACACCCAAACCUACUGAAUUCAUCUCGUAUAUACAUGCUAGGCGCCUCAUCCGCAAGAAAUGUGAAGCCUAUUUAUGUAAU
Messenger RNA from Cuscuta campestris, 1413 nucleotides. The record is from the annotation of a GenBank genome assembly. Lineage: Eukaryota; Viridiplantae; Streptophyta; Magnoliopsida; Solanales; Convolvulaceae.